AUGCACUCCACAAAGCCCAGUUAUAUACACAAAAUCGGUGAACAGCCUUUGAAAUACACCACGAUUGGACAACUUCUGCAAGAAACGGCCGACAAGUUCGGCGAACGAAAAGCGGUCGUUUCAGUACACCAGAACGAAUUUUUGACGUUCUUUGAGCUUUUACAAAAGGCGGAUAAACUAGCUGCAGCUUUCAAAUUACUAAAUUUGGAGAAAAAUGACCGUUUGGGAAUAUGGGCUCCGAAUUUAUUGGAAUGGUACAUAACGAUGAUGGGGUGUGCAAGAGCCGGUUUGAUUGCGGUGUACCUAAAUCCGGUUUUUGAAGCCCCAGAGAUGGUGUACUGUAUUAACAAAACCCAAAUCAAAGCUUUAGUGUGCGCUGAUAAAUUUAAACAGCGCGAUUACUACGAGUUUUUAUUAACUAUAGCCCCAGAGUUGGUAAACUGCGCCCGUGGGAAUCUUCAAAGCGAAAAAGUACCAUCCCUGAAAACCGUGAUUCGUAUCAGCGAAACAAAUAAACGCGGUACUUACAAUUUUCGCCAAAUUUUGGACCUAGCGAAUGAUAGUGAAGUCGCUAAUGUACAGAAAUUCCAACAGUGUAUUAGUCCAGAUGAUGGCUGCAGUCUCCACUUCACUUCAGGAACCACAGGAAAACCAAAAGCGGCUUUAACCAGCCACUACAAAAUGGUAAAUAAUGGUUUCUUUAUAGGUAAAGGAAUGGAUUUGUCCCGCAAACACCACACACUUUGUGUCCAGGUACCACUAUUUCAUAUUUUUGGUACCGAUAUUGCAAUCAUGGUGGCUUUAAAUCACGCUAGCACUGUAGUUUUGCCAACAGACGGGUACCACCCGAGUAAAACUUUGGACGCAAUCAAAAACGAAAAGUGUACGGUGGUUUAUGGUACUCCUACGAUGUAUACUGACUUAAUUGAAACUCAAGAAAAACGCAAAGAACGUAUAUCUGCAGAGAUAGCUGUGAUAGCUGGGGCUCCAGUUACACCAUAUCUGAUUGAACAGAUUUCAAGAAAUGGGUGUAAAGUUGAACUGCUCUAUGGGCUAUCAGAAUGUACUGGAAUAGUGUUCCAGUCAGUACUAACUGACACUAAAAAAGCGUCAGAGCUUGUGGAGUACGUACAAGAACAUUUCGAGGUUAAAGUAAUUAAUGAAAGUGGUGGUGCAGUACCUUUUGGUACCGCUGGUGAACUAUGCGUACGGGGUUAUGGUAACAUGUUGGGUUAUUGGGAAGACGAAGAGAAAACGAACGAAAUGCUAGGAAAAGACGGCUGGCUCAAAACUGGAGACCAGUUCAUUCUCGAGGAAGAUGGAAGCGGACGCGUAGUCGGGAGGUUAAAAGAUAUGAUCAUACGAGGAGGAGAAAAUAUUUUUCCCAAAGAAAUCGAAGAAUUUCUGGUUACACAUCCCGAAAUUCUCGAAGUACAGGUAAUAGGUACACCACACAAAAGGCUCGGUGAAGAAGUCUGUGCGUGUGUGAGAGUUAAACCACAGGCAAAUUUAACCCUUGAAGACAUCGCAACUUUCUGUAAAGGAAAGUUGGCGUAUUUUAAAAUUCCGACGAAAAUGCAAAUUUUUGAUUAUUUUCCUCGAACAAUGUCAGGGAAGAUUCAGAAAUUUAAGCUUAAGGAAACGCUUUCAGAGAAAAAUCUUUGA
Messenger RNA from Zophobas morio, 1665 nucleotides. Its product is annotated as medium-chain acyl-CoA ligase ACSF2, mitochondrial-like. The record is from RefSeq and is a predicted model, not a curated record. Gene Ontology annotation, molecular function: medium-chain fatty acid-CoA ligase activity. Gene Ontology annotation, biological process: fatty acid metabolic process. NCBI's taxonomy places the organism in Eukaryota, Metazoa, Arthropoda, Insecta, Coleoptera, Tenebrionidae. Bases 1 to 1665 code for a protein of 554 amino acids. The transcript is spliced from 8 exons.